Plasmodium berghei ANKA is the source of this 810-nucleotide messenger RNA. Its product is annotated as pre-mRNA-splicing factor CWC15, putative. The coding region runs from base 1 to 810 and encodes 269 amino acids. NCBI's taxonomy places the organism in Eukaryota, Apicomplexa, Aconoidasida, Haemosporida, Plasmodiidae. Gene Ontology annotation, cellular component: catalytic step 2 spliceosome. Gene Ontology annotation, biological process: mRNA cis splicing, via spliceosome. Gene Ontology annotation, molecular function: RNA binding. The record is from RefSeq and is a predicted model, not a curated record. The transcript is spliced from 2 exons.
AUGACAACAGCACAUAGGCCUACAUGGUAUAAUGCCAUUGGUGGGGAAAAUCAGGGUGGUAAUAGAAAAGUUGGGCAAACCGCAAAAGUUUGUAGCAGGGAUUUGCCUGGCCAUACAAAAAUGAAAAUGAGAGAUUUGAACGACUAUACAGAGGACAAGGAAAUAAUCAAAAAUAAUUUAAUUGAACUAGAAAACAAAUCCAAUAAACGAGAAGGAAAUAAUAAAGAAAAUAAUAACAAUAAUGGUAGAAAUAAACUGCUAGCCAUUGAAAAUAUUAAAAAAUUAACAAAUUGCGAUUAUACUAAUCCCUUUCCAGAGGAUGAAGAUGACGAAAUUCAGGAUGAAUGGAAAGCACACAAAAUGAAGAAAAAAAAGAAAGAAAAAAAUAAUAAUAAUUAUGAACAGAAUGAUAAAAUGUCCGAAGAAAAUAGUAAUAUCAUAGAUAGUGAUAUGAAUACUGAAAAUAAUGACGAAAGUGAUGAAAUGGAUAAUGAGUCUGAUGAAGAAGAAAAGGAACUUAUGAGGGAACUCGAAAACUUAAAAAAAGAAAAACUAGAAAAAUUGAAAAGAGAAAAAGAAGAAGAAGAACUUAUGAAAAAUAAAAAAAAUAAUGUCCUUACAAAUAAUCCUCUUAUAAACUUAGAAGAUAGUGAUAAUGAAGAAUUUGAAAAACUUCAAAAAAAAAGAAAGUGGACUGAUGAAGCUAUAUUUAGAAAUACUUGUGAAAAAAAAACAAAAACAAAUACAUUUAUAAAUGAUACAGUACGUACAGCAUUUCAUAAAAAAUUUUUAUUUAAAUAUAUACACUAA